UUUAAGGGAAAGAAGAAAGCAAGAAAUGGGUAUGGAGAAUAUGAAGAAGAAGAACAAGCUGAAUGUUCAUGUUCUGAUGGUUUUUAUUACAGUAUGUUUGACUGAUCUGGGAAUUGAAGGAAGAGAAGUGGGUGUUUUGGAGAAACUUGAAAAAGGUUUUGGUUUCUCCAAAUCUUUCAACUCCAUUUAUGAUACUUCAAAAUAUGGGGGUUUUCAACUCAACAAUGGCUUGGCUCUAACUCCUCAAAUGGGAUGGAAUAGCUGGAAUUUCUUUGCUUGUAAUAUCACUGAAGAUCUUAUUAGGGAAACAGCCGAUGCACUUGUCUCUACAGGCUUGGCUGAUUUAGGCUAUGUAUAUGUUAAUAUAGAUGAUUGCUGGUCUGCUGCUAUUCGAAAUUCAAAGGGUCAGCUGGUCCCUGAUCCAAAAACAUUUCCAUCCGGAAUCAAAGCUCUUGCUGAUUAUGUACAUGGGAAAGGCCUCAAGCUUGGUAUCUAUGGUGAUGCUGGGGUAUUUACAUGUCAAGUUCGACCCGGAUCACUUUUCCAUGAAACCGAUGAUGCACAGCUGUUUGCUAGAUGGGGUGUAGAUUAUUUGAAGUAUGACAACUGUUUCAACCUGGGUAUUGACCCUAAAAAAAGAUAUCCUCCGAUGUGCGAUGCUCUAAAUGCAACAGGCCGAACAGUUUUCUAUUCUCUUUGUGAAUGGGGGGUUGAAGAUCCAGCCUUAUGGGCUCGUGGUGUUGGAAAUAGCUGGCGUACAACAGAUGACAUUAAUGAUACAUGGGCAAGCAUGACCACAUUGGCUGAUAUAAACAACAAGUGGGCUUCCUAUGCUGGACCUGGUGGAUGGAAUGAUCCUGAUAUGCUGGAAGUCGGCAAUGGAGGCAUGACGUAUCAGGAAUACCGUGCUCAUUUUAGCAUUUGGGCUUUGAUGAAGGCGCCUCUUUUAAUUGGAUGUGAUGUAAGAAACAUGACUGAUGAAACCUUCAAGAUUCUUAGCAAUAAGGAGGUUAUAUCUAUAAACCAAGACUCACUCGGGGUUCAAGGAAGGAAAGUUCAGGUUGCUGGUGAAGCUAACUGCCAACAGGUCUGGGCAGGACCUCUGUCUGGCAAUCGCUUAGCCGUAGCUUUGUGGAAUAGAUGUUCAAAAGCUGCAACUAUAACAGCUCAGUGGGAGGCACUUGGUCUUGAAUCUAGCACCUCUGUUGCAGUAAGAGAUUUGUGGCAGCACAAAGUUGUCGAGGAGAAAGCUGUGGUAGCAUUCAGUGCCAAAGUCGAUUCACACGACUGUCGUAUGUACAUUUUCACUCCGAAGGCAGGGGCUCAUUCGGAAAUUUAGGAUGGCUAAUACUGGUGGGCUGUAUGGGUUUGGCAUUGUUUAUUACAGUGAAAUUAGAUGCCACUCGAGUUUCUGCUGCUUAAAUUGUUGUAAAUGGAGUCAUUAGUACCUAAUAAGUAUGCAUGAAAAAUACGUUAUUUGGUUGUGAUUUGCGAUGUGGUUAAUGCUUUUCUUUUUGGCAAUAAAAUUUGGAAAUAUUGUGGAUGG
Molecule: messenger RNA, 1546 nt
Organism: Hibiscus syriacus
Lineage: Eukaryota; Viridiplantae; Streptophyta; Magnoliopsida; Malvales; Malvaceae
Product: alpha-galactosidase 3
Exons: 15
Coding region: 26-1339 (437 amino acids)
Biological process (GO): carbohydrate metabolic process
Molecular function (GO): hydrolase activity, hydrolyzing O-glycosyl compounds
Source: RefSeq, a predicted model, not a curated record